Adineta ricciae is the source of this 927-nucleotide messenger RNA. NCBI's taxonomy places the organism in Eukaryota, Metazoa, Rotifera, Eurotatoria, Adinetida, Adinetidae. The record is from the annotation of a GenBank genome assembly.
AUGAAUCAAACGCAAGUCAAUACAAAUGUUAUUGCCACGAUCGAAGAUUACUAUCUUGUAGCCUUACUUUCCAGUGUCUUUGGUGUAUGCGGAAUAAUCAUCAGUACAUAUAUAAUGAUUUUAAUUGAUCGAGCUAAAUCUCGUCUACGUACUGUUCAUCGUCUUCUGGUCAAUAACACAUGUUUUGCAUCGAUCUUCUACAGUGUCAUUACGAUGAUCAAUUAUAUCGUCUUUAUUUUUGCACAAUGGGAGACCAGUAACAUUGGUUGUAAAUGGCGAGCAUAUCUCGCUUACGUGGGCAUUGCUGGCGUAUUACAUUCGUAUAUGAUUCAAGCGAUAUCAUGUAUCUGUUCUUGUGUGUUUUCAACAACGCAUCGAUGGUUGACAACAACUAAAACGCAUUAUUGUCUUAUUGCUGUUCAAUGGUUGAUCGUUCUCGUCAUUACGUUGUCGACGCUGAUAACAGAUGAUGUUCAAUAUCGUCCUCAGAAAUUAUGUUUCAUUCCAAUCAAAAAGACUUUACAUGCUAUCUGCGCUAUAUUUGCAUAUUAUAUUAUUCCAUUGGCUACUACUAUCGUUAUCUAUGUAUUUAUAUUUUGUCGAAUGAAGAAAACCAUCAAGAUAAACAGUACAUAUCAACGUGUUAAACGCGAUCUCGAAGCUCUGCGAAAUAUCAUUUUUCUCAUUGGUAUUUAUAUUACUAGUGGACUGCCAAGUAUCAUCUACUUUUUUUCACCAUCCAAGUAUCUUUAUUUAAUCAAUUUGGCCACUCAAUCAUUGGCGGUUACUCUUGCAACAUCAGCGACUCUGUUAUUAGAUAGAGAAAUUUGUCGAUUGAUCAGAACUAGUCUGUGUCGAACAACGCUUGUGGUUCCAUUUGAUAACGCGCAUAGUAUCAGCAAAGGUCAAGCAAAUCGUCAUGGAUGA